This is a messenger RNA of Blepharisma stoltei, 846 nucleotides long. Lineage: Eukaryota; Ciliophora; Heterotrichea; Heterotrichida; Blepharismidae. The record is from the annotation of a GenBank genome assembly.
AUGGAUAUUGGCAACCAAUUUGAAUCUAAACUAAUCCAGAUUGCAGAUUUUGAGAGAAUCGAAGGUAAUACAUUUUAUGUCUCAUGUCAUUAAUUAUUUAUACAUUAUUUUGAUUCAAAGUUGUUAAAGAUAUAUAUCGAAAUUGUGGGUUUUUCACUAAAAUGAAUUUGACAUAAAAUUUAUGUCCCAUGUAUAUGAAAUUCUGGGUCUUCAACUUUUCUUCCUCUGAUCAAACCUGACCAACCUAAGACUAUUUCUUGCCAUAAACUUGGCAAGUGAACCAAAACUGAAGAUCUUAUUCUUUCGAAGAUAAUCGAAGUGAGAGGUCCCAAUUCUUGGUCGAAAAUAGCCAAAGAGUUAAAUUCUUUGUUAUAUCAGAAGAAGCAGAUCCGAAAUGGGAAACAAUGCAGAGAGAGAUGGCUCAACCGCCUAAACCCUAUUAUAAAUAAGAAUGAAUGAACUGAAGAAGAAGAUUUGUAUAUAAUUAAUCAGCAAGUCCUCAUUGGCAACAAAUGAUGCGAAAUUGCACGAGGAUUAAAAGGAAGAACUGAAAAUAGUGUAAAAAAUAGAUUUAAAAGCCUUAUGGCUAAAAGAAGCAAUGAAAGUCCUAUUAGAAAAGUCCCAAAAAUCGAGGAAGAGGCCGAGAUUCAACGUUUUGAUGCUCAGCCUCCAACUGUUACAAUAUUAGAAAAAAAAGGCUAUUUUUUGGAGUGCAAUGUAAAUAACGGAGAUAUUAUGCACGAAAGUACAUGUAGUGACUUUGAAAAUAAUUUACCAUCAAAGAAUGGUCAUGUGAAAAGAAAUCGGCGAAGAAGUCCUUCGCCUUCAAUGUUUUUGAAUGUUUAA